This is a messenger RNA of Mucor mucedo, 993 nucleotides long. RefSeq lists its product as uncharacterized. The record is from RefSeq and is a predicted model, not a curated record. The coding region runs from base 144 to 617 and encodes 157 amino acids. NCBI's taxonomy places the organism in Eukaryota, Fungi, Mucoromycota, Mucoromycetes, Mucorales, Mucoraceae. The transcript is spliced from 2 exons.
UGAUGAAUUUGGGAUGAAGCUCCGAAUUCAUGCAAUUGGAAAUCAUUGAGCCUCCGAAUUGAUUUUAUAAAACAAGUUUCUCUUUACCGGGGAGAUAUUUUUUUUUCUUUCUUCUUUCAUAUCACAUAAAACUAAAAUACGAGAUGAAUAGCGAGGAUAAAAGUAAUUUGCCCAAACACAUGCCUAUUGACAUGGCAUACGCACCCGAACAAAAUCCCUAUGGACGUACACGCGUGAUCCACACACCUCCCAACGGAGAUGAAGAACAACAUAAAUUAGCUCAACAUAGUCUUUCACCUGAAAAGCUCGGUCUCGUGGGUUAUGUCAAGGAUGUUGCUGGUUUUGUCAAGGAUGCGGUUCAAGAACGUCGUCGUAGUAACUCGGUUUCUUCCAUUGAAGAUAAACAAGAGUCUCCUAAAUCAGCCGAGGAAAAGCCUCGACGUCGCUCAUUACAGCCUCCUCAACCUCCUCAACAACAACACAGUGCCUUCUCUGAUGCAGUGACCGGGUUAUUCCCUGGUGUCCAUACGAUCGGUGAUGUGAAUGCUUCUGGUUGUACUCACGCAGACGAACUUCGUAACCAAAUGAUGCAUGUCAAUGAUAAUAAACUCUUAUAAACUCUUAUAAACUUUUUAUUAUUUCUUCUUUUUAUCUUGGGCUAUUUCUUUUGAUGCUUCACUAAUAAGCUCAUGCUUUUUUUUUUUGCUAUUUUAAAAGUCAGUUCAAACAGUCAUCGAACGAAACUCUAUUUUACCUUGGCAUCUUCCAUAGAAAUACCAGCACGUUUAGCGUGACUACAUUAAAUAAGAAACUAGUGAAUAUCCUCAUUCGUCACACGGUAUAUAACUGUUACCUUGCAAACGCUUCCAAGUCCGAAGCCAUGAUACCUAGAGAGCAAUUGAUAAAUUUUCCAAUAACAAGAAAGUGUUUCUCACAGUCUUACCCAUUUGUGAAAGGAGAAUUUCAGCCAAAGAUGCGGUGAAAGCAGGUGAC